AUGUGUUUGGGUUAUCUAACUUCUCCUGAUAUUUAUCAAACUGACAUGGAUGAUAUUCAAAUACGUCAGCCUCCAAUAGACUUCAGUGGCACUGUCGGUGCCGAUGGAGCAAAUUCACGAGUCCGAGAUGCCAUGGGUGUACAAUACAUUAAAUGGAAUUACGACCAAAUGGGAAUAGUUGCUACUGUUAAACUGGGUGAACCUACGGCGAAUAUUGUUGCCUGGCAGAGAUUCCUGCCUGGUGGACCAGUGGCUUUGCUACCGUUAACAGACACUCUUAGUUCUUUGGUAUGGUCUGUCUCACAUGAAAAAGCAAAAGAGCUUUUGAAAUUAGAGGAAGAGCAUUUUGUGGAUGCUAUAAAUGAUGCUUUAUGGAAAGUUUACCACAGGGAUGGAAUUGUUGAAAGUGGCAUGAAGGCUCUUCAACAGUUAUUGGCAGGACUCUCUUUGCAAACUGGAGUCACUAAACAACUGCCACCAUCAGCAGCUGGGAUUGUUGAAGGAUCUCGAGCUGCCUUUCCAUUAGGAUUUGGACACUCUGUUUGCUAUGUGAAGCCAGGAUCUGUUCUGGUUGGGGAUGCAGCUCACAAAGUUCAUCCUUUAGCUGGUCAAGGCGUGAAUUUAGGCUUUGGUGAUGUAACCACUCUAGUACAGAUACUUGCCGAAGCAGCUAGAAAUGGAGCAAUGUUUGGUGACAUGGCCUAUUUAACUAAAUAUGAAACUCUGAGACAAAGGCAUAACGUUCCAACAAUGUUGGCUAUUGAUGCACUUCACAGACUAUAUAAGGGAACUGCAGCACCAAUUGUAUUGGCUCGAAGCUUAGGAUUGCAGUUAACAAAUGCAUUACCGCCAUUAAAGGUAUCUGAAAGAAUAGUAGGGAUGUUUUACAAUAAGUUCACGCUAGUCUCACGCAUCAGUAUCUGA
Cephus cinctus (wheat stem sawfly) is the source of this 924-nucleotide messenger RNA. It is a transcript of the gene Coq6, whose product is annotated as ubiquinone biosynthesis monooxygenase COQ6, mitochondrial. Gene Ontology annotation, cellular component: mitochondrion. Gene Ontology annotation, biological process: ubiquinone biosynthetic process. Gene Ontology annotation, molecular function: FAD binding; oxidoreductase activity, acting on paired donors, with incorporation or reduction of molecular oxygen, NAD(P)H as one donor, and incorporation of one atom of oxygen. Lineage: Eukaryota; Metazoa; Arthropoda; Insecta; Hymenoptera; Cephidae. The transcript is spliced from 7 exons. Bases 1 to 924 code for a protein of 307 amino acids. The record is from RefSeq and is a predicted model, not a curated record.